CAUCCAAAGGAAUCGGGAUAAACACAGUACACAGUAUAAAAGGAGCGGAUAGUACGCUUUCUUGCCUUCAUUUGGGCACGUGAAUUUUAACGAAAUAGUUCUUUGCUACACCUUCUGAUCCAUAAAACUUUUAAAAGCAUACGGUGAGAUGUGAGCGCUACAAGCCAUAACAACAGCAGGGCCCGAUUCCUUCUCUCAAUGACAACAACGGAAGGACCGAGUGGUAUUUCUUCAAAUGAAAUACAAACAAACGCACCGAAAAUCAACCACCCGGAAGAUGCUAAAACGGGCAGUGUUUUCCGCGGGUUAAACUCGCUCCUUCGCAGCGCUACCGGACAUGACGCACAAUGCUUUACAUCCUUCGAUGCGUUUGUUCAUCGAUGCAUGUACCGUCGAGUCGAUGGGGCUGCUCUCGGGGUAGCACGGGCCCUUUUCGGACUGGCCAUGCUAAUCGACAUACCAGAGGAACGGGCUGGUGGUGAUUUGGAUCUUCGCUGGGGUGAACCCCGCGACUGCCGGUUUCCGCUAAUCCAUUCGAUGGAACCACCACCAUCGCUACCGAAAAUGGGUAUCAUUUACGGGUUGAUGUGGGCCGGUGCGUUAGGCAUUAUGCUUGGAUAUCGCUUCCGUACAUCCGCUGCCAUCUUCACCGGGACGUAUUGGUACAUUUUUCUGCUGGAUAAAAGCGCCUGGAACAAUCACAGCUACCUGUACGGGUUGCUCGGGACAAUAUUCCUGUUCACCGAUGCGAACCGAUGCUGGUCCAUUGAUGCAUUGCAAACCGCGUCCGAAGAGCAAACGGUUCCUUUUUGGAAUUAUUUCAUUCUCAAGUUUCAGUUCUUUGUGCUCUACUUUGUGGCCGGAUUAAAAAAGCUAUGCCGUGAAUGGCUAUCUGGAUAUGCAAUGACUAAUCUAAGCUAUCAUUGGGUGUUUUUCCCAUUCCGUGCUUUGCUCGGACCAAAGCUUACCGAUCUACUAAUUGUCCAUUGGUUUGGAUGCAUCUUCGAUACGACGGUUGUGUUUUUCCUGAUAUACGGCCCUACGCGCAGGGUGGCCACCCUUUUCGCAAGUGCAUUUCAUCUGAUGAAUUCUAGGCUCUUCCACAUCGGUAUGUUUCCGUGGGUCUGUCUAUCCCAACUGCCUCUUUAUUACAGUUUUAGCUGGCCUCGAAGCAUUCUAUUUGCGAACAAUGCUCAAAUAUCUUUAAAGAAUGAACAUACGCAAGAGGAAAGCUGGGAACGGGUAGGACAUCCUGAAAACAAAAGAAAACAUAACCAUCAUCGUCGUAAGUGGACAAUGGUGACCAUGUUGGCGUACUGUUCACUGCAACUCUUUCUACCCUAUUCGCACUUCCUCACCAAAGGGUACAAUAAUUGGACAAAUGGUUUGUACGGUUACUCGUGGGAUAUGAUGGUACACGCUUGGGACACCAUCAUGAUUGGCAUCCGGGUCGUGGAUCGUCAGAACCCGGAACGCGUACAUUAUGUCGAACCGUUCGCUUUUACCGAUAACGAUCGUUGGACGAAACAUGCCGAUAUGGCCGUCCAAUUUGCACGAUGCAUCGAACGAAACAUUCAGCAGGAAGCGCCAAAGAUAUGGACCACAGCAACUGGCCCGAGUUCGAUUGGAGUACCGGCACAUCCAAACGUUUCCAUCUAUUUCGACAUUUGGUGCAGCAUGAAUGGACGAUUUCAGCAGCGUAUAUUCAACCCAAAUGUGGACAUUCUGCAAGCACCGUGGUCUCCGUUCGAACCGGUCGAAUGGGUUCUUCCCUUGCUGCAUCAAUUCAGCGCACUGCGCGAUACGCUCAUACGUCGUAAAACGGAUGAAGUUCUUGGCUGGAGUAAUCAUUCGGAUGUAUUGUUCAUUGCCGACUUUCCCGGUCUAACGUUACGCAACUACGUUGGAGAAGAUCUGUACAAUGUUUCACUGACCGUCCUGCAGGGUACUGUUCGGUAUGAAGCAUCUCUGGAUGAAGACGUUCCGAAAAGUUCCGAAAUCCUCCAUACCGGACAAAGUGCAUCACUUCCAGCGGGUACCUUCCAUGCAAUUGAAACGAUCGGUGGGAAACCAUCCUGUUAUAUGUACACGUACGUAAACCGCACCAAGGAGCUGGAGGCUAGUCGGAAUGGGGCAGAUGCGAUAUCAAACCCCCCGGCUAUGCUUCCGCUCGGUGACGAGUUGCUGCAUCGUUGGGAGAACUUUGUUCGCUUUCUGCAACAUGUUGGCAAUUCGUUGCUUUAUGAGCUGUACGGUGUACCGAUGCCAAGACGCCUGAAGGAACUGUUUGCUGAUGGUUAGUGCAUAAGAAAGACGUUGUGUAAUAUGUGUUGUGAAAAUGGACGAGAUAACGAUGUGAUUUUGUUUUGCAAUUAUUUCAUACACCGCGAAUGCUUCAAAUAAUAAACCUUAAAAAUUAUGAUUAAACAACGUUCGAUGUAUUUUUGACUCUAAAACAAAUUACUAGAUUAACUAUUAGUGGCGCCAAUGUACUUACGUGAGGCAAUU
Anopheles funestus (African malaria mosquito) is the source of this 2508-nucleotide messenger RNA. RefSeq names its product vitamin K-dependent gamma-carboxylase. Bases 199 to 2301 code for a protein of 700 amino acids. Lineage: Eukaryota; Metazoa; Arthropoda; Insecta; Diptera; Culicidae. The transcript has 3 exons. Gene Ontology annotation, biological process: peptidyl-glutamic acid carboxylation. Gene Ontology annotation, molecular function: gamma-glutamyl carboxylase activity; vitamin binding. The record is from RefSeq and is a predicted model, not a curated record.